Cariama cristata (Red-legged seriema) is the source of this 1579-nucleotide messenger RNA. RefSeq names its product dyslexia susceptibility 1 candidate 1 (gene DNAAF4). NCBI's taxonomy places the organism in Eukaryota, Metazoa, Chordata, Aves, Cariamiformes, Cariamidae. The coding region runs from base 117 to 1145 and encodes 342 amino acids. Gene Ontology annotation, molecular function: nuclear estrogen receptor binding. Gene Ontology annotation, biological process: outer dynein arm assembly; heart development; inner dynein arm assembly. The transcript is spliced from 8 exons. The record is from RefSeq and is a predicted model, not a curated record.
GCAUCCCUCCCUUUUUAUUUGAAGCCAUUUUAUAUGCUCCUAUUGAUGACACAAAUAGCACAGCAAAGAUUGGAAAUGGAAUAAUUUUUUUCACUUUAUAUAAAAAAGAAGUGGCCAUGUGGGAUUCCCUAACUCUAGCAAAUGCUAACAAGGAGCAACUGCAAUAUCUAAGAGAGAAUGCUGUUCUAAAAGCCCAUGAAAAGGCAAAAGAGGAGACAGAAGAAAAAAAAAUUACAAAACAGGAACACAAAAAAUAUGCUUUGGAGGCCACAAUGAAGCUAGAAGAAGCAGAGAGAAAAAGAAUUGAAGAUCUCAAAGAAAAGGAGCGGCAGAAGGUCACUAAGGAGUUGGAGUUAUGGAAAAAACAGCAAAAAGAUGCUGAGAAACAAAAGAGGGUACAAAAAGAAGGGGAACUACAUCAAGAAGUAGAGCAAUUAAAGGAGAAGAAAAACGAAAAAAUGAACAAAACUAGGAUUCCUAAUGAAGGAACUUCCAAGACCAGACUCAAACCUACUAAAGGUCAUGGUUCCUAUAGUAUGUUUUCAGAAAAUUUAAAGGAAGAACAGUUACCAGCUCCUCGAUCUGCUGCUACAAUUAAAAUCAACUUUACAUCACGAGUUUUUCCUACAGCUCUCCGAGAAUCUCGCAUCGCAGAAGAGGAGGAGUGGCUACGUAAACAAAGAGAAGCUCGAAGAACAAUAAGUGCUGAUUUGUCUGAGCUGGAAGAUUUAAAAGAAGAGGAGAAGAAUCCAGAUUGGUUAAAGGACAAAGGAAACAAAAUGUUUGCAACGGGAAACUAUCUUGCAGCUGUAAACGCAUAUAACCUCGCAGUGCGGCUAAACAGUAAGCUUCCCCUACUGUAUCUGAAUCGUGCUGCUUGCCACCUUAAACUGAGAAAUUUACAUAAAGCUAUUGAAGAUUCCUCUAAGGCACUAGAACUACUGACACCACCUGUUCCUGAUAAUGAGAAUGCUCGAGUAAAAGCAUAUGUGAGACGUGGAACAGCAUUUUGUCAGCUGGAAUUAUAUACUGAAGGUCUCCAGGAUUAUGAAGCAGCUCUCAAGAUUGAUCCUAAAAAUAAAAGUAUAGAAAAAGAUACUGAGAAGAUUCGUCAUCUAAUUCAAGGAAAAACACGAGAUUCUUAAUUUAAAAAAAAAAAACGAACUUUUUGACAGGGAUGCCUUUUGAGAGCAUCAGAAGGAAUCUUAAUUCUCUUCAACAUGUUAACUAGGCAUUUUUCUGUUUCACUCAGAACACCUACAGAAUUGGUAAAAGAUAGGAUAUAUGAACUACCAUUUUUGGAAAGUAUAGUAUUAUAACAAAAAUUAUGAGAUAUAUUUUAUAUCAUUGUGAUACACAGUUGUAAUAUUUUUGCUUUCUGUGAAAUAUUGGUAAGCUGAAUAUUAAAACAUGCUUUUGGUACUUGAUUUAAAGUUACUCGUAACUAAAUGAAAUAUUGGUCUGGAAAUAUCUACUGAAUCUAGGCAAUGGGUUUUCGAACAACUUCAGUAGCUCCAUAUAGUCAACACCUCUUAACUUCAUCUUUCUGUUCUCCAGCAAAGCUGAAACAGUUAUUUGU